AUGGCUAUCAACGCGAGCGAAGACACCGAGUUCAACGAGGCGCUCCGGAAACACGGCAUUCUGCCUGCACUUCCGCCGACCCCGCGCACACCUUCGCCUUCUCCCGCGCCGACGCUCGACGAGAAGUAUGCUCACUACACCGCCGCGCAGCUGCGCGAACUGGCCGCGGAGGCCCCUGACGAUGAGACGGAGCGGAUCCUCGAAGUCAUGAGACGGAGGAAAUUACAGGAGACACGCAAGAUGGAGCAGGCGCGUUUUGGGAGGGUGUACCCCAUCUCGCGAGAAGACUACACACGGGAGAUCACCGACGCGAGUCAAGUGAACGAGGAGGGCGACGAACAGCAGAGAGGAACGGGUGUAGUGGUCUUCCUUUACAAGGACGGGAUCCCGCAUAGCAAUCGUGCUGCGGAAUUCGUACGAAUCCUCGCGCAGAGGCACCCACACACGAAGUUCGUCUCGAUUGUCGGCGACAAGUGCAUCCCCAACCUUCCCGACGCCCGGCUGCCCAUGUUCAUCAUUUACCGGAAGGGAGAGGUGCUCAACCAGUUUGUAGCUUGGGGCGCCGACAGGGAGCGCAAGAUUGAGGAGCUGGAAGCCGUGCUCAUCCUCGCCGGUGGGAUCAUUCCGCAGCAGAGGUUACCACCCUCGGAGCGGGAUAGCGACGACGACGCCUCCGACCUGGAGGAAGAGGACGAUGACCCAUCGUCGCACAUGCAGUCCGCAGCCACGAGCACAAACGCGAAGGCACCGAAGAACCUGAGACAGAAGGAGGACUCGGAUUCGGACUUCGAGUUUGACCUGUGA
Messenger RNA from Trametes versicolor FP-101664 SS1, 804 nucleotides. RefSeq names its product thioredoxin-like protein. The coding region runs from base 1 to 804 and encodes 267 amino acids. Gene Ontology annotation, cellular component: cytoplasm. Lineage: Eukaryota; Fungi; Basidiomycota; Agaricomycetes; Polyporales; Polyporaceae. The transcript has 4 exons. The record is from RefSeq and is a predicted model, not a curated record. Gene Ontology annotation, biological process: protein folding.